CUAACACUUUUACACACUGAACUGGUCCUGAAAACUGAGAUGCCUUCUUUGUAAGUGAAGAAUAUACAAGAUAAUCUCGAAGAACUGCACGUGGUGCAAGCCAGAGUCAUAUUGUGUGUAUAACAGACUCAGAAACAGGCAAGUUAAUCUCAUUAAAAGGAAUUUUCAUUUUUUGUUUCUAUUUGCCAGUGUUAGUCAGUGUUUUGCUGGCUUUAACUGUUACCUUUUUCUGGCUGCUGCUUCUGUUCUAUUCUAAUGGGUCCCUCUCCUGACCGCUUAACAGAAUCAGAAAGUGAGGAAGAAGAAUAUGCUAACUACCUAAUUGAGAGUUUGGGGGAAGAGUGGGAUUCCUCUGAAGAAGAGGAUCCUGUGGUGCCCAACCUAACACCUCUUGAGAGUCUUGCCUGUCAGGUUAAGUGCCUUUUAAAAUAUUCAACUACUUGGAAACCUUUAAAUCCUAAUUCCUGGUUAUAUCAUGCUAAACUCUUAGAUCCAAGCACACCAGUCCAUAUACUUCGAGAGAUAGGUCUAAGACUCUCCCAUUGCUCCCAUUGUGUACCCAAACUGGAACCCAUUCCUGAAUGGCCACCUCUGGCUUCUUGUGGAGUGCCACCUUUUCAAAAGCCCCUGACAAGUCCCAGCCGGCUUUCUAGAGACCACGCCACUCUAAAUGGAGCACUGCAAUUUGCCACCAAACAGUUAAGCCGAACCUUGAGUAGAGCCACUCCUAUACCUGAAUACCUAAAACAGAUUCCUAAUUCAUGUGUUUCUGGUUGUUGCUGUGGCUGGUUAACUAAAACAGUUAAGGAAACAACCCGCACUGAACCUAUCAACACCACUUACUCUUACACUGACUUCCAAAAGGCAGUUAACAAACUCCUAACUGCAUCACUAUAAAGACCCACCAUUUGUUCUGAUAUCUCUUAUCUCUCAUGUUUCUAAUUGAGAAAGGAGUACAAAGUUACACAGCCCAGACCUAAGAAAAAAAAAUGCCUCCUCAACCAAACUGCCCUGUCCUGACAAGCCGAAGUACUACCAAGUACAGAAUAUUUAUUCAAGAGGCCCAUAACUCAGCUACAGAAAAUGUACAUAGUGAGCAUUCUCUUUGACAAACCCUAUGGAUAAAAUGUGAACUUCAUUAGAGAAUUAGUCAAAAGGGACCAUGUUGCAAGAGAAACUGACUAUUCUCCACAUUCAGUUCUCCCCCUAUUUACUCUGCCUAUCUGAAUGGACUCUAACUAGAUACCUUAUUAAUGGGAAGGAAAAGGUAGGCUACUACCCCUUUUGUUGUCCAACCUUCACAAGUCACUGUGAAAAAUGGGAAGUUAGCAACUACCAGUUAAACCUCUCUGAGCAUACACUUCUCUGAUAUUCAUUAAAUUAAAUAAAUAGAUAAAAGAAAAUGGUGGGUAUGAAUUAUCCCCCAGCUUUUAUAUGAAUAGUUCUACAUAUGGCACUAAACAGAUACCUGUUCUAUAGGGAAUGUAUUUCCUGCAUCUUGGCACCCAGACUUUAGUUAAGAGGAAAUAAAACAUUCCAAAAGACCAAAGGGAAAGGAUUAUUAAGAGAGCCUUUAUGUUUUCUAUACUAACUGCUGGUAGAUUAAAAUAUUUCAGUUUGUAUGUUUCCUGGAGCAGCACUGAAUGCACUUUCCCAUCCAUUGCAAAGUUUCCAGGAUCGCUUCUAACUUUAAAGAACCUUACUACAGAAAAUGUCAGCCUAAUACAACCUGAAGUUAGAAUUUUUUAGUAUCAUUGUUUUUCUACAUAGAUUAGUUUUAGAUCUGAACUAGCAAGUGUAGGUACUCUUGUAAAUGAGUCUUGCAGUGUUUAUUUAGAUGAGUCAAAAUGUAGAAGUCACCACAAAUAAAAUGCGUGAGACUGUUAGAUCUUUUCACACACAUAUAAUAAAGAGUGAAACCUGUGUAUGAUCCUGGUUGACUGGGCAUCUAAAGGAUUCAGAAAAUAGAUUGUUAAAGAUAUAUAUCCCCACUUAUUUCAGUUUUGCUUUUACCUAUUCUCCAUAACUAAGUGCUGUCUACAAUGUGGCAUCAAAUAAAGCAUUAAUGGAAUCACAAAGUCUAUAAAUGUGUAGCAACUUUAGGAGAGAGAAAAAUGUUUAUAACCUAAUGAGUAUUUCUCCUGAGCCUUAGUUGUCUUAAGGAAAAAAAGGAGGCAUUGUAAUAGGUAGAAAGAAAUAUUUGUUAGUGGAAAAUUACUGAACUGAAACCGUAUCAUACUGUUAGUGUAACUGAAUGUAUCAGAAACUGUUCCUAUGUAGAUGUUUUCUGUGAAACUGGUUUUUAAAAUGUUACAGCCUGUUUUUUAAGGGGAAGUGGGAAAAAUAGGUCUAAAAAUUAAAAUAUGUUGAUGUUUAUGUAACCAUAAUAUGUUCCUUUCUGUGUGUGUGUGUGUGUGUGCGCGCGCACACGUGCGUGCAUGCGUGCGUGUACGUGUAUGUAUAAAAAUGCCUUGCUCAUAAACACAUUUUUGCUAUUCACUCCUAAAGGAAGCCUUUCCCCAGCUUUGCGGCUGAAUAAACCAAUAGCUUUGUACAUGCUGAACAGAGUAUGGUCAUUUAUUCUCAACAAAUGAAAUAGAUCCUACUUUCCUCAAGGCAUAUUCAGUAUUCACUAAGUGCUGAAUAAAGUCAGUAGAUAUAGUACCUGUAUCUGUACAGUGUCUAUGAUAGGAGGUGACUUGGCAACUCUAGAAAAGAAGCAUACUUGAAGAAGAUAAGGUGAGAUGUCAAGACCCAGACUUGAACCCAUUUGUUUACAUAUUAAGUAAUUCUGGGUUACACAAAAGAAUGAACACCUGAAUAAGCCUUAAACUUUUACUUCUUUUUGUGUGCCAUGGAUGUGGGGUUAGGGGUGAAUUUACCACUUUCAUACCCUAUGGGGGCCUUUGGUUAAAUGUCACCAUAAUUAGGAUGAAGAAGAGCACAUUUAUUCUCUAUAGAAAUAUUUAUCAAAGGACUAAGGAAACAGGAUUUCUAAACUAAGGGACAUUAAUGUUAUUUAAAGGUAUUCUCUCACACAGACAGGCAGCCUCUUUUUGUUGACGCUGUCCAAAUACCUUGAGCCCAGAAGAACACAGUCAUGUAUUUUAAACCCAUCAGCUUCCUAAGAAAGAAAAAAAAUCAAUGAAUUGCAGGAAGACAGAUGUUAGAUCAGAUUUAGGGGAUUAUACUUCGGAGCUCCUAUCACAACUGUCCACCUAAAAUAAUUGCUCUCAUGAAAACAGUGUAUUGAUAUUAGAGCAGAAUGUUAGAGCAAUUUACGG
Messenger RNA from Molossus molossus (Pallas's mastiff bat), 3284 nucleotides. RefSeq names its product DDB1 and CUL4 associated factor 16 (gene DCAF16). The record is from RefSeq and is a predicted model, not a curated record. The coding region runs from base 256 to 897 and encodes 213 amino acids. Gene Ontology annotation, cellular component: Cul4-RING E3 ubiquitin ligase complex. The transcript has a single exon. NCBI's taxonomy places the organism in Eukaryota, Metazoa, Chordata, Mammalia, Chiroptera, Molossidae.